GCUGUGAACUGGACGUUCUUUCAUUUUAGCUGAAGAACGAAAAUUGUCUGCUUGUUUUCCCCAUGAUGUCUGUCUGAGGACCAAAAGCAUUAAACGAACUCUUAUUCCUGGCCUGAAAGAGGCCGUGCCGCACACGAAGAGACUGGGAACAUAUCUGUUGACCUAAACAAUUUAACGGAACCGUUGCCGGUCGUCAAAGAAGCUUUGCUGUUCCUUUAACUUAGACACUGGGAAUCCAACUCAGCGUUCUAUCGUGUCUGACUCGCCAAGAAUAUCUGACAAGACAGGAGCUCAUCAGUUGACGAAGAGGAAGACAGCAGGAGUUGCAGGGAUUCGAGCAUCGGGCCCUGAGAUGACAUCACAGCAGCCACAGCUCCCCAAUGCUGUUAUUCCUCCCCAGCUUGCCCAGAACUCCUCUGCUCCGCAGGCCCGGCCUCACAUUCAGGCAAAUCAGCUGGACUCAAGUCAGAGCAGUGCAGGGCCUCUGGACCACAGAGCUCUGACAGGCAGGCCGGGCUGCUCCGGUGUGGCAGCGACCAACGGGGAGGUGGCUAACAGGAACGUUUCUGCCUCCUGCACCAAGUCCAGCUUGUCCAGAAGAGAUGGGGGCUUUGAGCCAUGGCCCGAGGAAGCAGUGGACAACUCCCAUGGGCUGUACUCACUGCACCGCAUGUUUGACAUAGUUGGAGCCCAGCUGACACACCGGGAUGUCAGGGUACUGUCAUUCCUGUUUGUUGAUGUGAUCGACGAGUAUGAGCGUGGUGGCAUCAGGAGUGGAAGGGAUUUCCUGCUGGCCCUAGAGCGCCAGGGUCGCUGUGAUGAGACCAACUUCCGACACGUUCUCCAGCUUCUAAGGAUUAUCACUCGCCAUGACCUGUUGCCUUAUGUCACACUCAGGAAACGGCAGGCCGUGUGCCCAGACCCUGUUGACAAAUACCUGGAAGAGACGUCAGUGCGCUACAUUUCACCAAGAGGAGCAGUGCAGAGCAAGGACACAGCGCCUCACAGACGAACAGGUCCUCAGCCAGUCAUUUGCUGUUCCCCGUCAGGACCCCAUGUUGGCCCUCCCCGAACAAAGCCAGCUCCUCCUGUUCCAAACCGCAAACGGAGGAGAAGUCAUUCCUCAGCUGACUGCAGAGAGAAGCAAACAUGUGAUAUCCGCCUCCGGGUUCGCGCUGAAUACUGCCAGCAUGAGUCUGCGCUUCAAGGCAACGUCUUCUCCAACAAGCAAGAGGCAGUGGAGCGACAGUUUGAGCGCUUCAACCAGGCCAACACAAUCCUCAAAUCCCGAGACUUAGGCUCCAUCAUCUGUGACAUCAAGUUCUCUGAGCUCACCUACUUGGAUGCCUUCUGGAGGGACUACAUCAAUGGAUCUUUGCUUGAGGCCCUUAAAGGGGUAUUUAUCACAGAUUCCUUAAAACAGGCUGUGGGCCAUGAGGCUAUAAAACUGUUGGUCAACGUUGAUGAGGAGGACUACCAGGCUGGUCGACGCAAACUGCUCCGUAAUUUGGUCACAAAUGGAGGGAGCCCACCAGGAGCUAGCAAAGACUGUGUAUCUUAGACGCACUCUUCAGGUGGAAGCAUAUGGGAGGAACGCUGCUGUGCCUCCCCCACAGGGAAUAGAGUGAGAUGUGGUUGUGUCGUUUGAGGUGCCCGGAAUGUGUGCCUGAAAGGAACUAAAGAACUUCUAGCCACCACAUUGAUUCCUUGAGAGCUAAGGUCAUAGGACAUCUUCUUGGCACCCCUAAGCGUAGCAUGCGAGAUGAUUGGGAACUAUGUUAGCAGAAAGAAGUAGGCGAUGCAUACAGGUUGACAUUAUUUUGAAUGUUAAGCUGCUCAUUUUCUUCAAGGAGGAGAACGCUGAUUCAUGUGUGCAUUGAAUUGAACUAAUUUCUUGUUUCUGGUAUGUUAGCUCAUUGAAACACAUUUGUUAACUCUAAUGAUACUCUUCACUCCUGUUCAAAAGUGGAGUUAUUUUCAAUACAGGAAACAUGCUUAACACUGACAAGUUACUCCCAGUGGGAGUUGUACCUUAUUGUCAAACUGGUUCAUCUCUUUUCCAGGUUUUUCAGGUACAUUACAGAUUGAUUGGAUUAACCCAAUGAGAGAGUGUUCUGUAUGUUAUAGAAAGGCGCAGACCGUAGUUGACCUACAAUUUGUUUUUUCUAUCAGCUUAUUAUCCUACUUUCCCAAAACUUUGCAGAGUUUCCUUGUCUGGAAAGAUGAACCCUUCCAGAGCCUUUUUAUUGGCUCAUAUUUGGUCACUGUUUGACAUUAUUGUGUUUUGGCUUUGUUUUAACCAGUUAUCAUGUUUUACAACAUAGCUUGUUACCAGCAGCUGUGAUUCUGGCCUAAUUUGAAGUGUCACGUCACUGCCAAUAUUUAAAACUUUGUGGACUGUUCUAAUGUUUUGUCGUUUUCCAAUGAAACAUUGAGUCGUUCACAGGUGUUUUAGAUUUGUUUGAUUUGCAAAUCAGUGCCAGUUUCAUUGUCCGCCUGUAACUCUGGACCUCUGCUUACUGACCCUCUCACUCAUGUUCACUUUUAUAUAUAUUUAUAUAUAUAUAUAUGUGUGUAUAUGUUACUGUAGAUAUAUCAGACAGAUAUACCACUGAACUUUUUAUUUUAUUUGAAGUGACAAAUGACAACAAACCAACAGCAGAUGAAAAUCACAGUCAGUAUGUGGACAGUCAUCUCAGUUGUGCAGGUGGUAAGAUGCCAGAACAACUUUAAAUAAUUCACAGGGCUUGGGCUUGUUUUUGUGAAGUUAAAGAUAUUUCACUCAACCGUACUUGGAAGUUUCACAAGUGAAAUCCUCAGCACAUUCUCCGUGGAUAUCUCGUGCCUCCUUGUGGAAGAGGAUGUUGAGGCGACAUACUCAGAAGGCGUUAUGAGCAGGUGUUGCACUCACUUCCUCAUCUAGUCGCUUGACAUCCUGUUGGUCGUGUAGGAGAAACGACAUCCUUCUCCGUCGGGAGGUGUGACAUCUCCAUGGGCUUUCACAAACUUAUAAGGUUUUAAAACUGAAAAAAUAGGACGUUGUGGACCAACAGAAUAGCAAGGCAUAUAGCAUGUUGAUCCACUACAGUUUAAUGCGCAGUUCCUUAACAAUAACAUGCUUCUAGUGGUAGAAGACCACUUCUACAGUGUAGCCUGAAAUGCUAAUUAACCAAAAUGUGAAUUUACAUUCUUUAUCUUCCUUUUUUUUUUUUGGGUAACCGUGGAAUGAGAUGAAUUAACAGACAUUAGGUUCGAUGGGUGCCUGUAACAAGCACAUGUUGACAGUAUUACUGAUUAUAGCUUUAAUUUUAUGCAGUCAUAAAAAUACACUGUUGUGGCCACUGUUAUUGUAGUUCUGGGAAGCCCCCCUUGAACAGCCUGAGAUCUUCAUCGCAUGGAUUCAACAAGGUGUUGGCGAGUAGAGAUUCAUGUUAACAUGAUAGCCUCAAGUAAUUUGUUGUCCAGGCUGCAGGAGUCCAACAAGGCUGAAAAUUCUACUUAUCUGAAAUAAUAUUUAGCUGUGAUAACAUUGUCAGGAGAUUGGAAGUUUAUAUGGUCUGGGACGCAUUCAUCCCACACAGCUUGUUAUUUUGAGUAACUUCCCCUUUUUAGUUUAUUAGCGCUGCAGCGUCAGCAAGCUUCAGAACUGGUGCACAGCAUUAACAGUUUGUGACAUACCCAUUGACGAGUCCGCCGCAGGUGCCGUUGAGCCCAUGGCGUUAUCCAUAUUUCCACCCUUUGUUCUUCUUGUAGAGGCAAAACAUUGCAGGCUGGCGGUACCAAGUGCAAAGCAAACCUUCUCAAUUCCAGUGAUUUUUUUUUUUUUCAUAGAAAUUAAAUUCAGAGUUUAUGGAACUGUUGACAGUGGUUUGACUUUGUGAAUUAGGAACACACUGUCCACUACUGCCAUACUAUUUCUUCUCAUGCAGGUGCAGGACUGCCGUGCAUGUUGGCGGCCAACUGGCUGUAGGCUGUAGUCUCACUUUUAACAAAAAACGUGAGUCGACCAACAUUAUCACCAGACAAUGUCAGUGUAAGACGUAUCCUACAAAAUCCUGGAUUAUGUUCAGAGACAACAUCCUUCAAAGUCUUGCUUUCUGCGAUGUCAUGAGCAUGGCAAUUGCACUAUCGUUAUGGUUAGAAAAAUAUUGUGGUUAUGUUUAAUAAAUAGGCAAAUUUCAAUUGCAGGUCCGGGAUGCAAUUUCCAAUCUUCUGUAUCAAAGUCAGACCCACACAUGCCCAUCUAUCAACCCAACCUCCACACCCUUACUUUCAAGUGCAUAAAGAACACACUGCUUUCUACACUGGCACUGAAUGUUGGCAUUUGACGUAAAUCAUGACGUGCAGAAUCGUUCGGUAUGCGGACAAUUCCUCGGAAUACUGGCCGGAGUCAAUACCAAGUCAAGGGGGCGCCAUAGUCGUAUACUUUCAGAUUCUCUGAAUUGUGAUUUUUAAAAAAGAAAGAAUGGUGUACCAGUAACGUUUUGUUUGGAAAUGUUUAAUAUCAGUGAUAAUGUGUCAGAGUUGAAGUAUAACCACAAUGCUGUUUUGUGAUGAGAUUAUUUAGAUUUUAUUACAGAAGAACGUUAGAGACUGAAUGUCAUUUCGGCAAGGACUGUCAUUUGAACUGCCAGUCUCUAAGGCUAAUAUCUUACAUUUUUUCUUCAUUUCUCAUUACUCCGUGCACAAAGCCAAAUGAUUGACAUAAAAACAUGUGCAGACUCAUACUGUGUACUUGUCAGCAAAGUAAUGUUUUGAUCCAUUUCUUCACUUCCCAUCUUGUUAUUUUACUUGCUGCAUUACAAAUGCAUUUCUUAUUCUUUUUGCCAAAUCUCUGUAAUCUCAUUUUGCCUCUGAUUUAAAAAUGUAAUGAACUCUUGUCUAGCUUUCCAUCAGGUAGCAUUUUACUUUUAUGUACCCUAUUAAAUUCAGUGUAUGUUUCUGCCAAAUAUAUUCUUCCUGCUACAAAAGCCCUUAUCUCUGCUGUAUCAUACCAUCCAUGGGUACAUAUCCGAACUCACAAGUCAUGACUGACAGGCCACUAUUACUGUGAAUUAUAUAGAGUAGGCCUACAUUUUAUAUUUUUACCCCAGUGGAAUUUCAUGUAAAGGUUGCAAGUUAGUAUCUAUUAUAUAGGUUGGUGUAUGUUCUGUUCGUUGUAUGUUAUGUUAGUUGUUAAAUGCAGCUGUCUCUUACACAAAAUUGCAUGUAACCUGUUAGGAUCUCCUGAAAUGUCAUAGAAACUCACAGUGCUAACAAUUUGUAAAUAACUUUAUUGGAUGUCAGGUUUUCUUACUGCAAUUUUGCAUUUCUUUCAGAAAACAGACAAGUAGGACUGUUAAUAAAUGAGAUGGAUGGGUUUUGUU
Molecule: messenger RNA, 5366 nt
Organism: Micropterus salmoides (largemouth bass)
Lineage: Eukaryota; Metazoa; Chordata; Actinopteri; Centrarchiformes; Centrarchidae
Gene: dedd
Product: death effector domain containing
Exons: 5
Coding region: 353-1561 (402 amino acids)
Biological process (GO): extrinsic apoptotic signaling pathway via death domain receptors; regulation of apoptotic process; apoptotic process
Cellular component (GO): nucleolus
Molecular function (GO): DNA binding; protein binding
Source: RefSeq, a predicted model, not a curated record